CGGUAACAAAGCAAAAGUCUUCGUUUGGGCAAGAAGAAGUGAAGGCGAAGAGGAUGGCCGCGCCGCUCAAUCGACAGGCGGCACAUCUGCUGUUGCCGCCGUCUUCGUCGUCGUCGUCGAGCGCCGAGAUUGCGGCCGAGUCCGUGCUGGAGCUGAGGCGGUCCGGUGUGCUCCAGCGUCUGUCGCGGUCCGAGGCGCCGGCGGAUGCGACCGAGGUGCAUCGGCUGCUGGUCCGGUGCGACUCGCUCGUCGGCCAGGACUCGCGGCAGGGCUUUCUACUGGCGCGCGAGCUGCUGCGGGCGCUGCCGUGGUCGCACGUCAGCGCACACGCGUCCAAGUGGGUCUCGAGCGGCAUCGCCAACCUGCGCUAUGCGCCCCGCGAAAUAGUCGGCGUGCUCGACAUCCUCAUGGGCAGCGCCUCGCGCGACCGGCCAGAGUAUCACCGCGCCGUCGUGGCGCCGAACCUGGCCAGCUAUGCUGGCGCAAUGCUCAACGUGGCUGACUCGACGCAGGAGCCUGCAGUGCUGCUGCCUCUCCUCGGCUCACUCGCGGCCCAGGUCCGGCUGCAUCCGUCGUCAUGCCGUCCCCUGGCUCCGCGAAUACACAAGCUGUGCGCCGUGCUGCUCUUCGACCGAGGCAUUUUGGUUCCGCAAGCGACGAAGCUGCUCUCGGCGCUGCACCUCACAGGCAAGGGCGCCGCUGGAGCCGCCGAACUGUGGUCGGCCACGAUGGCAUCGGUACUUGCCGAGGCGAGAGCCGCGUGGGCCGCCUGUUCAUCGACGUUUGUAGAGUCACAAGAAUGGCAAGCGGCGGCGAACUCGACGGCCACCACAAUGAUGCCACCGCUUCCUUCGGACUCUCUCGAGGCGCUGCCCCUCGCACAGCGGCGGCUUGGCCUGCUGCUGGGCCGACCGCCGAUGCAGGGCAUGCUGCCGUGCCUCCUGGGCGAAGCGACCUCCUCGCCCGUGCCCGUGCCCACCGGUGCUCUUUACUCGCUCGCGCAUGCCAUCCUGGCCGUGUCUCCCUCGUCGCCCCCUCGCCAACACCCUCCCGUGGAUGCGAGCGUGCAUGCAGCGCAGGUGGCCUGCCUCGCCGGUGCACACAUGUCGGCCAUCAACCUCCUCGUCGCACUGCAUCUCACCGUCGACAGGGGUGUGUGCUCGUCGCGACAGGCCGACACCGUGGCUCGUCUGCUUGCCUUCGUCGAGGGGAGCCACUACUCGUCGGCCCAUCGCUUCGUGGCCUUCAAGGCCAUCUCGAUGCUUGGUCUGCCGCUCGAUCCGCAGGCACGGCUCGUGCUGCGUGCUUCGAGGGCCUGCCUCGCCCAGAUCUCGCGGCUCCUCCUUCACACGCACGCCGAGCAGCAGCAGCAGCAGCAGCAGCAGGCGUCGGCCUCGACGUCGCGUCCGACGAAGCGCGCAAAGAGGGCCUACGAGUCAGACGACCUGGGCCUGGCAUCGCAGGAGCGCAGGGGCUUGGCCGAUGUCGAUGGCGACGAGAGGGCCGCAUGCAUGGCUGCCAUGGCCUGCCUGCCAGCGCUCUUUGGCCUGCUCACCACCUACCUCACUCCCGAGCACCACGACCUCGCCCACACCACCGCCCUCCUCCUUGCUGCCGUAGCAGAGGUGUCGAUGGCGUCUGAUUCUGCCAUCUGUGCUGCCAGCCUCUCGGCUUUGGCUGAUGUCGUGGCACUGAGCAGGGGGUCCCUCUUGGCCCUCUUGAUGGCUCGCGCAGGACUUCAGGGCGCAACAGCGGCCUGCUCCCCCGAUGCUGGUCUGCGUGCAGCGGGCGCCAAGCUGAGAGGCGCUCUCGACGCAGCCCUCCAUCCUCGUCUGCCGCUCAGACUCGAUCUCAAGCUUCAGCAGGACGAGGCACUGCCCACGUCGUGGACUGUCAGUGUUGGUCAGCAGGGGGAAGAAGACAGCCUCAAGUUGCCAAAGGUUGAGAUCGAGGAGCAGCCGGGGUCCAACGAGGCAACAGCCAUGGAGCAGGUCCUUGGCAUCCGACCAGCUGCUGCUGCUGCGCUUCCCCUCGCCCCGCCCUCACCGUCACCGCAUCCACCAUCACCCUCGCAACAACAACAACUUCGCACGGCAUCGGCACCUUCAGGGCCUGUUUCUGCAGCUGCUCCCACUACUACCACCACCUCCAGUCCAAGCCCGGCCGUGACGGCGGCGACGGCCGCAGCCAUCAGGGAGCGCUUCUCGCCCGACCCCGUCAAGCCCGUGCGGAGGCCGAGCACACCCAGGAUUGGAUCGCCCGGUGCCAGCCCGGACCGGAAGAGCAACGCAGCAUCGGGAGGAGCAACGACGGCUGCGGCUGCAUUCAUGAAUUCUGUUGCAAGGGGCGGCGGCGGACAGAGCGGCGCUGGAAGCCCCACGUCGGCACUGACACCCAAGAUCAGCUCUCCGCUGGCUGCGGGCAGGAAGCUGGGGCCGGAGAGGCCUGUCGACGAGGACACCGUCAUGGAAAGUGCAGGUGGUAGAAGAGGAGGUGGUGCAGCUGAUGAUGUCGACGAUGAUGACGAUGACGACGACGAAGGCAUCCCAGAGCUAGACCUCGGCUCGUCAGACGAGGAGGAUGAGUGA
Acaromyces ingoldii is the source of this 2588-nucleotide messenger RNA. RefSeq lists its product as hypothetical. Gene Ontology annotation, biological process: rRNA processing. Gene Ontology annotation, cellular component: nucleus. The record is from RefSeq and is a predicted model, not a curated record. Lineage: Eukaryota; Fungi; Basidiomycota; Exobasidiomycetes; Exobasidiales; Cryptobasidiaceae. Bases 54 to 2588 code for a protein of 844 amino acids. The transcript is spliced from 2 exons.